Messenger RNA from Brassicogethes aeneus, 612 nucleotides. The record is from the annotation of a GenBank genome assembly. Lineage: Eukaryota; Metazoa; Arthropoda; Insecta; Coleoptera; Nitidulidae.
UCGUAUCGUCGGUAGUGCUUGAAGGUGGGUUUUCGUGUUUUUCUAAAAUAAAUCUUUAAUCAUCGGCCAAAUAAAAUAUAAUUUGUUGCAAUUAUGAGUGGAAAAUUAUCAUUGGUGUGCCUGGCAAGCGAUUUACAUUUGUAUUUUUUUAGUUCUUUAAAGUUUGGAAGAAUUUUGACUUGUGUGUUGUGAAGUUAGGUUAUGCACUAAACAGUAUUUAUUUAUUUCAGCAUAAAAAUGGCCAAGACAAAGUCUGAAAAGAAGACCAGGUCAGCAAUGACCGAAGUCGUCACCCGCGAAUUCACAAUCAACCUUCACAAAAGGUUACACGGUAUUGGAUUCAAGAAAAGGGCCCCUCGCGCUAUCAAGGAAAUCCGCAAGUUUGCCGAAAAGCAGAUGGGAACCCCUGAUGUAAGGAUCGACACCAGACUUAACAAGAGUCUGUGGUCCAAAGGAAUCAGAAAUGUUCCUUUCCGCGUAAGAGUACGUUUGUCUCGCAGGAGAAACGACGAUGAAGAUUCAGUGAACAAACUAUACACUCUUGUGACAUAUGUGCCCGUAGCUACAUUCAAAGGUCUCCAAACUGAAAAUGUUGACGCAAACCAAGAAUAA